This is a messenger RNA of Recurvomyces mirabilis, 2304 nucleotides long. RefSeq lists its product as uncharacterized. Gene Ontology annotation, molecular function: zinc ion binding; DNA-binding transcription factor activity, RNA polymerase II-specific. Bases 1 to 2304 code for a protein of 767 amino acids. Lineage: Eukaryota; Fungi; Ascomycota; Dothideomycetes; Mycosphaerellales; Teratosphaeriaceae. Gene Ontology annotation, biological process: regulation of DNA-templated transcription. The transcript is spliced from 4 exons. The record is from RefSeq and is a predicted model, not a curated record.
AUGCCUCCUUCAGCGAAGAGUGCCCAGGGCAGCUCGGCGGACGUGGCUUGCAAGCACUGUCGAGAGCGCAAGAUCAAAUGUGAUAGAGAUCGACCCAAGUGCUGCAACUGUGUACGAGACGGCGUAGACUGCGGCUACGAGCUACCGGGCAAGAGAGUCAAUCACGUCAAGUUGCUAUGCAACAAUUUCGGUGGCCUGGAAGAGCGUCUGGUCAGCAUUGAGGGACAACUGGAGCAACUCGUGCUCCAUUUUAGCACCACAAGGGCAUCUUCCAGGCAUGAUUCGCUCGAUGUUGCAUCAUACGCCCCAGACGAUGAGGAUCACUUGAUACACUGGGACGAAGGUCAUUCAGAUGACUAUCGCGGCCCACUAUGCCUGGAACAGCUUUGUGAGAAUUUCCGUCAAGGGGCGUACUCGAUAGACUGGACGGCCAUUGGUGUUGAUGCCACUGCGACAGAUGGAAUCAAUGACUUGUUGGCACAGAUGCAUGGCUACUUGACGACCGAGGACCUGUAUGUGCCCCGACGCAUCCCGGAUAUAAGCCUACCACAGCGACAUCAACUAGUCCGCGCCAUCGAUCAAUUCUGCAACCGCACUGAUCUUGUUGUAGAUGUUUUCGUCCCAGCACACCUAACUUCGCACAUUGACAGGAUUUACAAUCCACCUGCUGGUGAUCCGGGCGAAGAUGACGAGACUUGGUCGAUCAUCUACAACGCCAUCGUCCUACUAGGACUUGGUGCCGACCUGCUGGAGGCAAGCAAGAUCCAUCUUAUGCAAGGCUUGAUGAAUGCUCUCCUUCUGCCGAGCACCGCAACGCUCAUCAACGCUCGCUUGAUCACGGCUCCACGGCUGGUCAAUGUACAAGCAUUGAUCUUACUGAGUGCACUCACUCAACAGCAAGACUCCAAGGCCAAGUCGGACCUAUUGUUCGCACAGGCCUGCACACUCGCAAAAGCGAUGGGACUCCACAAACCACAUGCCCGAAAUCCAAACGACAAUGCCCAGCUGUGCCAUGAGCGUUGGCUAGUCUGCCGUUCGCUGUAUGUUCGAGACCGUGCAUGCGCUAUCGGCCGAGGCGACGCACCUUGCCUGCCUUACUUCGACGUUCCCGCAAGUAGUGGCGAGGACACACCGUUCUUGGCCUCUCAGGCAGGCCGCAUCGCGUUGGCGCGUGUGCAGGAUCCUUUGUACAGAAUCUUGAGGUCUGGCGAGACGAUUCCAAGCAUGUCUCCGCGCACUCGAGGCCUUAUCGGCAAAGUGCAGCAAGAUCUAAUGGAAUUGGCUCGAGUCUACGACAUUUACAAGCUAAAGGCCAACGAUCCGGACGCUGCCUUACUACAGCUAGAGGCUUUUGCAACACGAAUUGCAGCAUUUGCGGAAAGCCGUGUCCCAUCACAGAUCAAGGUCGCAUGCUCGGACGCACGACUAAGCUGUCUUGUUCUGUUACUCGUCCAAGGCUCGGAUACGACCAAGCACAAGCAGCAAUACGAGCGGAUCGUAGGUAACGAUCGGGCUGCCUAUCCAAUGUCUGUCGCCGACGUCGAUGAUCAAGCCGACAUCACUCCCGUCGACCAAGCAAACACCCAACGACCACAUAAUACUGUGCGAGAACUGAUUAUGCUCGACACGUUUCCUGCAUCUGCCUUUAUGUUGCUAGCGAACAGACUUCUACUGGGCAUUGUUGAUGACACUGUUCCAGAUGGAGACAAUGUCAUGGCCCUGCUCCGCCAAGUCUCUGCUUACUACCGGGCAGAUUCAUCGAUGCUGCCAACGGGCAGCUAUAGACACACACUGGGACUGGUAUUCGGUGCUGUGAUCAGGAUCCUCGACAUCCGCUGUGUCCAACAACAUCAGUCUCAAUCACCGCCAAGCCUCUCUCCUGCAAUAUCACAUCAACUUCAUGUACCACCUCCAGCCCCUAUGGUGGCGCCAACCACUGCGGCAGCACAUUCAGAGCCGAUGAACACAGACCUAGCCCCCUUAGCGACAUGGCCAACGCCAAUCAGUCUGGAAGAUCCGGUCUGGGGCGACUGGAACGACAUGACCAACGGCGGUACGAUGACAGACUUCAUGCAGUUCUCUAACGACCCCAACGCGGAACAGGAUUCAUUCGAGAGCUUGGUACGCACGCCGACAACCUACGGCCAGCAUUGCCCGAUGGGAACUAACGAGCGGAAGCGACGACGGACUGUCCAGGAAGGACGGACACCUGAUGGGAGAGACGAGAAUCGAGCUGGCCGUGGGAAUUCAGAGAAUGCCGACCACUCUUCCGAUCCGCUGCUUUACUCGUUUGGACAAGAGUAA